CGCGGCCACCGCCUCCAGUGCCCGCAUCAUUCCCGAGCCAGAGCCAAGCAGCAUGAGGGAGAUUGUGCACAUCCAGGCCGGCCAGUGCGGCAACCAGAUCGGGGCCAAGUUUUGGGAAGUGAUCAGCGAUGAACAUGGCAUUGACCCUACUGGAAACUAUGUUGGCGACUCGGACCUGCAGCUGGAGAGGAUUAGUGUAUAUUACAAUGAGGCUUCCUCACACAAGUACGUACCUCGAGCCAUCUUAGUGGAUCUGGAGCCGGGGACAAUGGACAGUGUCCGCUCCGGAGCCUUUGGACAUCUUUUCAGACCAGAUAACUUCAUUUUUGGACAAAGUGGUGCCGGCAACAACUGGGCGAAGGGUCACUACACCGAAGGGGCUGAACUGGUGGACUCCGUGUUGGAUGUGGUGAGGAAGGAAUGUGAAAACUGCGACUGUCUACAAGGCUUCCAGCUCACACAUUCUCUUGGCGGGGGGACCGGAUCUGGCAUGGGCACCUUACUCAUCAGUAAGGUCAGGGAGGAGUAUCCUGACCGUAUCAUGAACACUUUUAGCGUAGUCCCCUCCCCAAAGGUAUCCGACACAGUAGUUGAACCGUACAACGCAACGUUGUCUAUCCAUCAAUUGGUGGAAAACACAGAUGAGACCUACUGCAUUGACAAUGAAGCUUUAUAUGACAUCUGCUUCCGCACCCUCAAACUAGCCACUCCAACAUACGGAGACCUCAACCAUCUAGUCAGUGCCACAAUGAGUGGGGUGACCACUUCUCUUAGGUUCCCCGGACAACUCAAUGCUGACCUGCGCAAACUGGCAGUCAACAUGGUCCCCUUCCCUCGUCUUCAUUUCUUCAUGCCAGGCUUUGCCCCCUUGACUGCCCGUGGCAGCCAGCAGUACAGGGCGCUGACUGUACCUGAACUCACUCAACAGAUGUUUGACGCCAAGAACAUGAUGGCAGCCUGCGAUCCCCGCCACGGGCGCUAUCUGACAGUGGCCACCGUCUUCCGCGGGCGCAUGUCAAUGAAGGAGGUGGACGAGCAGAUGCUGGCCAUCCAGAGCAAGAACAGCAGCUACUUUGUGGAAUGGAUCCCCAACAAUGUGAAGGUCGCCGUCUGUGACAUCCCGCCCCGUGGUCUCAAGAUGUCCUCCACCUUUAUAGGCAACAGCACGGCCAUCCAAGAGCUGUUUAAACGCAUCUCCGAGCAGUUCACUGCCAUGUUCCGACGCAAGGCUUUCUUGCACUGGUACACGGGAGAGGGCAUGGACGAAAUGGAAUUCACAGAGGCUGAGAGCAACAUGAACGACCUGGUAUCUGAGUACCAACAGUAUCAGGAUGCAACCGCCGAGGAAGAGGGUGAGAUGUACGAAGACGACGAAGAGGAGUCAGAAGCUCAGGGGAAGUAAGGAAGCCAACCCCAGGACCAGUAAUGUCAGAUAGGGCCCCCCAAGGUUUAGGAAUCCCACUCAUACUGCAUCAUUUGUCGCUUCUGAUUUAGGAUUAUAAUGAACCUGUACCCUCCAUCCCCCUUAUUUAUUUAGCUCUCCGCUGCCAAAGGAACCUGCAGAAUUUGAUGCGCAUCAUUGCUGGUGCAACCAACGGAGCCCUCUGCUGAAGAAUGCCUGUAAAGCAUUGUGCAUGGUGAACCUCACCUCUAAGGCUACUGCAGCAGGGAAUAGUGAUAAGGACACCGGGCGUGGGGAAAAGGGUGUAGAUCAGGGAAGGGCAAAUAAAGAGUUUUGGCUGAAAAAUAAUCGAGGUUUGAAGUCUUAGAUACAGUCCGGCAGUGGAACAGGAACAGCUAAAGGGAAGUGUACGUGUGCUGGUGAACUACAACUAUGGUAAUAUGGGGUUGCCAGUGGGGUAAGACGUCACAGACUGGCCCACCCAAGAAGACGAAAUUGUCAUGUAAAUUCUAGCAGCAGAGACCCAGGUUAUAUCUGUGUCUUCUCAUCGUUCCCUCGUCCUGUCUGAUUUUUUUUUUUUUGUAAUUUUCUUUUAUGUGCACUUAUUUUUUAUGUUGGUUUUAUUGGAUUAUUUAUUUUUAAAUACCGAAUAAACUUCCUGCUGUCCAACA
Pseudophryne corroboree (corroboree frog) is the source of this 2073-nucleotide messenger RNA. RefSeq names its product tubulin beta 3 class III (gene TUBB3). The coding region runs from base 53 to 1402 and encodes 449 amino acids. Lineage: Eukaryota; Metazoa; Chordata; Amphibia; Anura; Myobatrachidae. Gene Ontology annotation, cellular component: microtubule; cytoplasm. Gene Ontology annotation, biological process: mitotic cell cycle; microtubule cytoskeleton organization. The transcript has 4 exons. The record is from RefSeq and is a predicted model, not a curated record. Gene Ontology annotation, molecular function: structural constituent of cytoskeleton; GTPase activity; GTP binding.